This is a messenger RNA of Annulohypoxylon maeteangense, 1527 nucleotides long. RefSeq names its product ankyrin repeat-containing domain protein. NCBI's taxonomy places the organism in Eukaryota, Fungi, Ascomycota, Sordariomycetes, Xylariales, Hypoxylaceae. The record is from RefSeq and is a predicted model, not a curated record. Bases 1 to 1527 code for a protein of 508 amino acids. The transcript is spliced from 2 exons. Gene Ontology annotation, molecular function: protein binding.
AUGCAUCUAUUUGACUUCGCUCCGGAACUCAUCGAGCUCAUAUUUGAGAACUUAGCAUAUUCUCGCAAAUUUAACCGAUUUAUGCGACUACGUCUCGUCAACUGUCAAUUUAGACACUUCGUUGACAAUGCCAUCUUUCGCCUCCGUCUUAUCGACAUCCAUUUGAUGGAUUUUCCUUGGAAACCAUUGACGUGUAGGUUCGACAAUUGGCGCGCCUUUAUCAUUGAGUAUUGGGCUUACCAAGCAUGGAUUGAAAAAGAGCCCUACUCAGCCCUUGGUCGCAUUCGACAUGCUGCCGUGACUAUCUCGAAGGAGAUUGGCGACAUGGAGCAGGCUAGUAUUCAUUCUCGUCUCAAAUCUCUGUGCUUUCUUACGCUCAGUAAUGGGGACGAAGCCUGUUUCACGAACCCUGAGUUCCUUUGCCCAGAGUCGCUACGCCGUCUCAAAUGCUCAGACGAAGAGCUAAAGGCGGACGUUUGUGUUGCAGCCGUGUACCUUGGUUGUCGACCAUAUAUUGAGAAACUCAUCUCACAGGGCUAUCAAUUCUCCACUGGGAAAGUAACCAAAGAUGUCUCCGGUGACGUCUUCGGUACAGCCUUUGAAGCAGCCACCUUCAAGGGUGAUGUAUCUAUGUUACGCCUUCUCAUGUCAUCUAAUCCGAACUGCAAUCUAAAUUCCGCUAUCCAGAAACACACUCUUCACUGGGCUGCAGUUCUUGGCUAUAAAGACGCUUUCGACUUCGCACUCGACAUCAAGCCCAUCGAUCCGACCGCAGAAGAGCGCGAAGACGGCCGCUGGCCCCGGAAAUACGACUGGGUUAAGGAAGCAAUAAUCAGCACGCGACAUCCGGAAAACUACGAGCGCGCUAUUUCUAUAUUUCCCAAGAGUCACCUAAUCCAUUCCGAUAAUCGUAUGGAUCUAUUAUGCCAGCUUCAUAGAAAAGCAAACAGUGGCCACGCAGAUAUGAUGCAGUAUCUCCUAAGUCAAGCCCCAUGGUCUAACCAAGAGGACCUAAUUAACGAGUUGGAAAACGAUUAUCACAUGCACGAACUACUACUAGUAGCCAUUAGGAGCGGGAAUGUAGAUGUUGUUAAAGUGCUUCUCGAUCAUAGAGCAGACCCGAACAAUUUUCCAUCUCACAAUACCCCGCUUAUGUAUGCGGCGCGACUGUCAAGGGUUACCAUGACUAGAAUGCUUCUUGAGGCCGGGGCGAAGGUUGACGAGGGCUACCCUCCACCUAUUGUCUUUGCUGUCUCUAACGAAAACAUGGCUAUGUUCCGCCUCCUACGUGAAUACGGCGCAAGGUUGGACACUCCAGAAACCGGAAAUUGGGCUAUGGCCGUGGCACAAUUGUACAAAUUAGAAUCCAUGAUAGAUGUACUCGUCCGAGAAGGUGUAGAAAGAGGCGCGAUCCUACGUCGUUGCGCCGAGUCUACAGAGUCAUACCAACGCCAAUACUACCUUCUACAUCGCGCUGCAGAAAGAGAAAGCAUUUGGCUGGAUGCGGUAGAUGAAUGGUAUGACUAA